Molecule: messenger RNA, 354 nt
Organism: Ostertagia ostertagi
Lineage: Eukaryota; Metazoa; Nematoda; Chromadorea; Rhabditida; Trichostrongylidae
Source: the annotation of a GenBank genome assembly
AUGGCAAAUGCCAAAGAUACCCGUGCAGCAUUCUCGGGUCUCAUCGAUAAACCUGUGCUCACUGAUGAGCUGCUCGCUCGUCCUCCAUUCAGGUUCAUUCUGGACAUUGUGUCAUCGACAGCCGCAAAAACUGGUUAUUUACGAGAUCGCUUCUCUGUGGAGGCCCUGAAUCCUGCCAAAUUCAAAGAGAAAGCCGACAAAACUGCGUUUCUCGAUUCGCUGAUUGAAGCUGUCAAUGAUGGCUCGUUGCCUACAAUUAAAUCGGCGAAAAUAGUUGCUGGCAAGGAGCCGGAAUUGACAAAUGGUAACUUCAGUGUUACGUUCUCACUACUUAUUAUUCAUAAUAUGAUUUAA